AGUAACACUGAAAAUUUGGAGAACCCUUUCCUUCUCUGUGAGAUCAAAAGCUCUUUAAUGGAUCCAUGCUUGGAGCAGCCAGAUUCUGGGCUUUGGAAAUGUGUUUUGACCAUGGGAAAGCUAAACUGUCAUGUAGGGUACUCAUCUGUAAUGUCAAUCGCUCUGCUAAUAUGGCAGCUACAACAUUCUCUUCUUUUUACCAGUCGAAAUGAGAUGCCAAGGCCUUGUCCACUUUCUGUUAGAAAUGAUGGUGAGCCAACAAAAUUCAAAUGGAAAGAUUAUUAUGAAUCCUACACUGGUGGAAUGAAGAUGGCUUUACUCAGGGUGAUUCCAGAGGAAAACAUAGAAGUUGGAGUACUCAUAGCUGGUGCUAAUAUCCGUUUAUCAUUGAAGGAAGAAGGUAUACUCGGUGGCAGAGAACAGGAUGUCAAACGUGUUGCUACUCAAGACCUUGUUGAUUUAUUCCUUGGGUUAGAUGUCCAUGGAAUUGAACUUGCUGUUUGGCCAACAUCCGGAGCUGAAUUGGAAGCAGGGGCUGGUGAACCAAGAUUAGAUGGUGUGCGAUUGGGGUGCAGCUGGUUGAAGAGACCUCAACCAGUAGAUAUUCCUAAAGCAGAUCCGAAUGAUAGUUAUAUCUCUAAAGGGAAGAUUGUACUUGAUUCUUGCUUGAAAAUUAACGGUUUAAAUGUUUACUUGGAGGAUUUUGAAAAAACUCUACAGUGUCAAGUAUUUGUAUUACCACAGAUAACCAUCCAGUACUCAUCGUGCAGGGACUCUUUUUACUCAUUCGCAACAACCUUUUCUGCUUUAUCAGUGGCUUUGUCUAUGGUGAUUACGGGGUUCACUGUUUUAUCGUACAUAGAUGAGCUGUCCAUUUUCUUCAAGGUUGUUGAAGAUAUACUUGCUGCAGUGGCAUAUACUUCUACCAGUCCUGCCUUUGAUGGUGGUGUAAAUUUUCAAGAAUUUAUGCACAGAGACCUGGGAUCUACUAAACUGGAAUCUAAUGGAGAUACAUCAUUGUCUGAAGCAAAAAAUGUCUCCUUGAUUCUUAAGAGCACACAAUUUUUCAUGGAUGCGACUGUUGAGUUAAGAUCACUGGAUCUUGUUCUUCAUGACUCAAGGAGAAACCAUAUUAUCGAGAAUUAUAUGAAAGCCUAUGGUAUUUCCAGUUCUAAAAAACUGAACAUGCAUGAUGUGGCUGAAUGUGGCAUUGUGACCAAUUUACAUCAGUCUUGCAUUCGAAUAUCCAGGGAGGAAGGAAAACUGGGAGUGUUCAUUGAAUCGGCAGGAAUCCAGUCUGUUAUUUUUCAAUAUUGGAGUGAACUGGGACAUUAUAGUGAUCUUUCUGAGCUGAAAGAUCUUCUUCAUCAAUCUCCUAACUGUUUAUAUGAAUUUUCCCUUUCCAACUGCUCACUGAAUUUAUGGGCUACCUCUGAUGGGAAUGCCUUAUCUUUGGGGAGAGUCAAAGAUGUACUUGACAGAUCGUCUUCUAAUACUAAAGGUUCUUGUAUAAUGCAGAGUUCUCCAUUGGAACUUGUUAGUGAAAGCUUAAAUGUUCAUUCUUCUGGUUUUCAUCAUAAAGGAAGCAGUCGGUUGAUUACUUCGAAUAUUCAAGCAGCAUCACCAAGUCUUCAAAUACUCAUGACUGUUGAACUUGGUGAGGUUUUUAUGGCAAAAUGUGCUUUGAAGAAAUUUCUUCUUGUAGCACAUAAACCGAAGAAGCUUUUCUCUUCACUUUCUAUUUGUGGAGAAUUCCAUACAAUCUCUUGGAAAAUCCAGGGUGGUCGUGCACUCCUUGAUACGUCGGCGUUGUCUACAUUUGUUUGUUGUUUUACUGUGUACCUUCAGUGCAUCAGGAGUCUCUCUUCAAUGGAGAAAUCAUGGGUGUUCAGUUCAUCAAGGAAGCAGUAUAAAAGAGUUGAACCUGAAAACAGAAUGGGUAGAUUGAGAACUUGUCCUAUACAGGCGCGUGCUGAAGGUAUAAUAUCCCCAGAAUUGUCAUCUGAGACAUGCAAUGUAUCCCCUGAGACCAAAUGGGAGCUGUUGGAGGCUUUUACACUUAAAUAUUCUGAGUUUUAUCUUGUGUUUGUUGCUGCUGAUGAAUCGUCUGGUGGAGUUUGGGAACUUGUAUUAGAAGCUGAUUUUCAUUUGAACCUUGAAUUUGUGAACUUCAGAAGAAAAAUAUUAUUUGAUCUAUCCCGUUUGACGAUCCUUUCCCUGCAUCUUCAUGAAAGUUUUUUGGAUCAAAGAGCGGAGAUUGAAAUCUCUCAUGUUCCGUUUGCUUCAUCUAGUUUUUUAUCUCAUAUUGUGUCUGGUGAUCCUGCUCUAGAAUUUCAUCAUGCACAGAAAACCCCUGAAGUUUUUGAUGAAGCCAGUUCUUCAAGUUCUACUGUUCCACCAAGAGAAUCUUUAGAGGAUAACACUUUAGGCUGUUUGUUUCCUUUGAUUGAUCAUACACAUAAUUGUAUCUUGAAACAUGCAAAAUCUUCCCUUUUGGUUGAGAAGGCAGUGACGAGGGAUGAAGCAGGUCCUCUGUGCUUGAAACAUGAUUGGGUUGGGUGUGGUGCUAUUUCUGGUUUUGAUUUAACAAUCUCUUUGUCUGACAUACAGAUGCUCUUCUCAGUUCUAUCACCCUUAUCGGGGGUUUUCAGUGGGGAGACUGCUGGUGAACUGGAAGAAGGAUGUUGGUCCCAGGACCCAGCAUGGGAAAAUGAUUUUGGAGAUACAAUUCCUGAUGGAGCAAUUGUUGCAAUCCAAGAUGUCCACCAGCAUAUGUAUCUUGCAGUUGAAUCUGUGGUAAACAAGUACCAGUUAGUUGGUGUUCUCCAUUAUUCUCUUGUUGGAGAAAGGGCUAUUUUCAGGGUUAAGUAUUGUAAACAAAAGACAUGGUUCUCCUUGAUAUCAAUGCAUGCUAAAAGUGAUUCAGGGGAACCAUUACGAUUGAACUGUCGUCCAGGAUCAGGUUUUGUUGAAAUCUCAAGCUCUAGCGAUAAUGGAGCACUUUGGAGAAUACUUACUUAUAAUCCUGAGAGCUGCGAGGGUGAUAAUGACCUAGAGCCUUACAAUCAACAGGCUAAAAAUACUUUUCAACUUGUGAACAAGAAGAGUAAUUGUGCUGUGGCUUUUGUUGAUGGGGUUCCAGAGUUUGUAAGGAAGCCUGGACAUCCAAUCAAAAUGAAGGUGUUCAGUUAUUUUUCUUCUGCACAUGAAGUUGUAGGCCUGAAUAUGGACUCUGCUGGGGCUUCAGAAACCGACUUGCUGGACUCACUUGUGGUCAAAGAUCAAGCUUCUAGUUAUGCUGGCACUCUCCAACAUAUAGAUAUUACCAUUGACAAGGUUACUCUGACAGUUGUUCAUGAACUUUCAGAUGCAAAUGAUAGGUUUCCACUCAUUCAGUGCUGCAUCGAUAAUAUUCAAUUAAUUGUACAAAUUUUAUCUUCUAAAUUCAGACUUAUAUGCACACUUGCCGCAGUGGCAUAUUACUUUGAUGCCCAAAGAAACUCAUGGAGAGAAAUCGUUCACCCUGUUGACACAUGUAUUUACUACCGCUCAAGAUUUGCAUUACAGGGUUCAGAAACUGUUUCCAGUGGAGUUCCUGUACAUUUCUAUUUCAGAGUGAAACAGGUGGACAUAUCUCUAACGGAGCUUUCAUUGGAUAUAAUUCUCUUUAUGGUUGGAGUGCUGAAAUUGGCUGGUCCAUAUGCUGUGAAAAGCUCAAUGAUUUUUGCUAAUUGCUGCAAGGUAGAAAAUAGAUCUGGCUUAAGCCUUAUUUGUCACUUUUGUGAUAAUCAAGAUGCAAUAAUAGCUGCAAAGCAGUCUGCUUCAAUUUUCUUAAGGUCUGUAGUAUCAAGAAAUCAGCUUCCAGAAAAUAAAUCUUUUAUGGCCAUUGAACUUGCUACGCCUGGCUUGUUUUCAACUGAUCCAAUUCAUGUUUCUCUUUCUAAUGCUCGAGUGCUUGCUUGGAGAACUCGUAUACUAUCAUUGCAAGAUUCAAGAACCUUCCCUGGUCCAUUUGUUGUUGUCGACUUUUCAAAUGAAACUGAGGAUGGUCUCUCCAUUACUGUUUCUCCCCUAUUAAAGAUACGCAAUGAAACUGAAUUUUCUCUGGAAUUACGAUUUCGGCGCCCUCAACAAAAGGAAACUGAAUCUGCUUCUGUUUUGCUGAGGACGGGGGAUACAAUUGACGAUUCUAUGGCAUCAUUUGAUGCGAUCAAAUCAUCUGGCGGAUUAAAGAAGGCAUUGAUUUCAUUAGGCCUUGGUAAUUUUCUCUUUUCUUUUAGACCUGAAAUAAAAGAAUACUCUGGAAAUUCGGGAGAACUGGUUUCAGUAGAUUGGUCUGAAGAUUUGGAAGGUGGAAAGGCUGUUCGUGUCUUUGGAAUAUUUGAUAAAUUAAGCUACAAAUUCAGGAAGGCCUUUGGUGUUGACUCAGUGAAAUAUUCCUUAAGUACAGCACAUUGUUCUCUCAAUUAUGAAGGCGGAGUUUUCACGAAUAUUCAUUUCCUGAUUCAGAGCAUUGGGAGAACAGUACCUGUCAUAAAACCUUUUAAUUUUAGAGAUGUACAAGAACCAGUUGCUUUGCAGGAACAAAAAGAAAUAUUUCUUCUUCCUACAGUUCAGGUCUGCAAUCUCCUACAAACAGAUGUACAUGUGCUUUUAACUGAGAAGCAUCCAGAUCUAUGUAUCGCUGCAGGCAGUGAAAAUAUUGGAAAGCAAGCAACUCUGCGGUGUGGGUCAACUUCUAAUUUGUAUGCAAACCCUGCAGUAAUAUACUUCCGAAUUACUUUAACUGCGUUUAAUUCAAGCUGCAAACCAGUAAACAGUGGUGAUUGGGUUAAGAAGUUGCAGAAGCAGAAAAAUGAUGUUCAUUAUUUGGAUAUAGACUUGGAUUUCAAUGGUGGGAAGUUCUUUGCCUCCCUAAGAUUAUCACGUGGAGAGAGGGGCAUAUUGGAGGCUACUAUUUAUACGCCUUACACGCUGCACAACGGCACUGAUCUUACCCUCUUUUGCUUUCAACCCUUCCAGAAUCGAUUGUCUAGGGAAGGAGUUCUUAAGUUUGGUUUUGAUCUUCCUCCUGAACUUGGAUUGCUUUUGCCCCCAAGAUCAUCCAGAUCAUGGUUCUUCAAUUGUUGAUAUGUCGAAGAAGAAGCAGCAGCUGGCCGUAUAGGACAAUUUCUGUAGCCCAAACGGUCCUUAUGUGUUGUUUUUGCCAGGAGAAGAGAUUAGAAGUGGCAUUGAGUCGAGGGGGACACACAGCAGCAGCAGAUAAAAUCAUUGGAGAAGGGUGUUCUCUCUCCUAUUUUUCAGUCUCGUUUUCUUUCUUUCUUUAUUUCUUCAAUACCAUGGUUGCGUUUGUUGUGCUGUAAAAUAUUUUACAGGAUUUGUUGAAAACCAAUGGCAAAUUGAAUGAGGAUUAGAAAAUGGGGAAAUAUUUUAUUGAAGUACAGUACAGAAAGUUGAUUCAAGAUGUUGUUUCUCAAAAUAAUGCUGGUAUUUUGAUCAUUGGUACUCUAGGCAUCCAUGGAGGACUCCGUACCCACCAUGCAGCUAGAUUUGUCACCUCACUCAAUCAUGUUUAAAUGUGCUUCUUGGUCAUGUCCUGCCAAAAUAAAGCCAAUGACAGAAAUAAAUAAACAAAAUUUAUAAAUAAUUAUUAUUUUCCUGAAAUAUUUUACUGCAAAACAAACAUGGCCUUUGGGUCCAUUCAACUUAUUUUUACAUUACUUUAUUUUCUCUAGUUAUUAGAAGUUUGUAGGCUGAUUAGUAGGGAUUUUGUCCAAGUUGAUACCUAUAUUAACUUGUUAUCAAUUUAAUAAAUGAGCCAGCGUAUUUCAGUCCUUCUCUAUAUUUCAAUCUAGGCUUGAGACUGGGUUUCUGUGUUUGCUUAUUUAAAUUUGCCAUACGGUAAGUCUAUCUUAAAUUUUUCCCGCUUUGUUCUAUUCUUUUGCUUCCUCAAUUGCAUCCGAGUUGUGACAGAGGUGUAGUAUUUAAUUCCUAAAGGUCAAGGUAAGAAACAGGGAUUGUUCCCAUUUAAUAGGUUUACACAUCUGCGAACAACAUGUUCUCUAUGACUCAUCAAUUUGAUCAUGCAUCGGACCUCUCCUGAUGUCGUGACCAGCAAUAUCCCUUUCCCCUCUGGUGGCCCAUGCCGCAGGCACCUCCUCUCUCCCUGACGUUAACCUCGCUCCCCUUCCUGAUGUCCACUCUUCCUGCCCUCCCUCCCUUCAACCUUCUUCCUCUCCUGCACUUCGCCCCUGGACUUCGGUCAUCUCCUCCUCCUCCCCUACGUCGCCUCCACCACUCCUACUGCCAGCCAUACACUCUUUUUUCACCCUCCGGCUACCCGUAACUCCUCCCCCAUUGGCCUAUGUCCGCCUGGCCUUCUAGAUUCAGAGAUUCAGAAAUGGAAGAAUUCUGUAGUAGGCUCUUUUCUGGGAAGCAGACCUCCAUUCUCCACUGGUAAAUCCUCCCUUGAGAAUCAAUGGAAGCUUGUAUGCUCUCUGUCCACGUUCAUGCUCGACAAUAGGACCUUCAUCUUUAACUUUGAUUCUGAAACUGAUAAAGCUUUUGCCAUUGAUGGGGGACCUUGGCAUGUUGGGAAGAAGCCUAUCUUUCUGAGACAAUGGGACGCUUGCACUUCAUUCAACAGAACCGAGCCCCCCUCCAUCCCUUUAUGGGUUGUCUUUCCCAACCUUCCUCUUCAUUACUAGUGUGUGAAGGGUCUCAGCCUGGUUGGCUCCCCCCUCAUUGGCAAGCCCCUGUACUCCGACAAAUGCACUAAAACCAUGGAUAGACUUUCUUUUGCUAGAAUUUGUAUCAAAGUAGAAGCAGACCAUGACCUACCAUCCGCGGUUACAAUCAUGGAUGGAGAUGGCCACUCCUUCAUCCAAGAAGUCAAGUACGAUUUUCUGCCCCCAUCGUGCUCGUUUUGUAAAUGCUUUGGGCAUAAGACUAUGACGUGUGAGAAAUUCCCUCAGCCUGAUCAAGCUCCCACCAUCGAUCAAGCACCCACAGGAGAUCUUAUUCCCAUCGAUAAUCAAGCUCAUAAUAUUGAUCGAUCUUAGCAGGCCAUCUUCACAGAGAAGACCACCAAAAAAUAUAGAAAAAAUAGACUCCAGAAGCCAGAAGGUCCAAACGCUGACCUCUACUUCUGCUCCCCUUUCGACAGAGACAAUGCACUCUCGGACCUCUGGUCCUCUGUCGAUGCCUUAGACCGUUGGUCCUAAUCCAAUCUCGAUUUUGGACAUGUUAGUCCAUGAUGGAACUGUUGACCCGCCUCCCUACUCACACGCCACUGCUACUUCCCAUGUUCUUCCUUGUGAGGGCUCUCCCUCUAGAUCGCCAGUUCGGACUCUCUUUGCCUUUGGAUCCAUCGCUUGACAACCCUAAUCCCAUCCUCUUCUCCCUCUCCCUUCAUCUGUCACCGCUCCUGUGAGAUCUCUACCCACGAAUUCUAACCUUAUCCCUUAAACCCUUAACCCCUCUUUUUCCAACCAGUCGAACCGGCCCAACUCUGAACCCCCCUUUAUUCCCCUGAAUCAAUUUCUCCCGGUUCAAUUGUUAAAUAAAUUCUCUAAAUACCUGUCGGACCAUCCUUUGUACCCAGGAAACCUUUAUAACCCGUCUCAUUCUUUUACCCAUCCUAACCCACUCUACUCUUUGACCGACCCAACUACCAAUACCUAACAUCCCAACCCACUUUCCGACCCACUUAAACCCAUCCUUCCUAACCCGAUGCCCCCUUCCUCUUCACCUGACUCUCUCUCUUUGCCCGAACAUUGCUGGUCACCUCCUUUGCGUGGCGUUGACGUGCACCACCUAUUCUGUCAGUCUCCCCUAGUUCACUCAUUCGUCGUCGAUCGCCACUGCCACGGUUACUCCGCCAUGCUCGACCGCUUCACCACCUCCUUUUGUCCCUGCCUUGGAUAUCUUCCCCUGUGUUGGGGACACUCCAAUCCUCCACUUUACGACUCCGCCGACCUUGGAAAGCCCCUCUGCCACCUGCAUCAACUCGGAUACCAGCUUCUGCCUCUUGCCUUCGGCCUUGGAAGGCCCUACCAAUCCUUCUUCAUUGCUGAUGCCCAACCUUCUGUCGGGUCGAAGAAGCGUCUCUGAUAUCUGCACCAGCUCGGACAUAAGCUCCUCCUUGAUUCUGUUGGCCUCUGAAGGCCAUGCCAUCUCUUCUUCACUAUUGCCCUGCUCCUCAAGGUUCAUUUGAGACACCUCUGAUGGCUUUCGAUCAGGCCAGGACAUCAUUGACGGCAUCCAGACCCUGUCUCUCGAUCAUGAUCCUCUUCGACAAUCGCACAGAACCAAUCAUUUGGAUACUAAUGGAAAACAUAUCAGCAUUGGUUCUCUUGAUCUGUAUAGUUUAUAGCAAGCCCCUCUGGCUGACUUUUUGGAUGAGAUCCUGCCUGUACCACUACCAAACCUUACCCUUAUUCCCACCUCCCUGCCCAUCACCAACACCUUAGCCACCACUACCACCCACAAAAAACAAAGCAAAAAAUCCUCCAUCAAAACUAGAUCCACAUCCUCACCCACUGUCUCCCCUGUCAUUGGUUUUAGUUGUCGACCUCCCUCUACCCAGGGUCCCCCCAUUCCUAAGACCCCUUGCUGCUCGACCAAGCGUUCGAUGCCCACCAGCCCUGGAUUCUAAUGAUUCCAUGGAUUGUUUGGAAUGGUUUUAAUUCCUUGGCCAAACAAGCUGAAAUCAGAUCCCAUAUUCGCUCCUUGAAGUCCAACCUUUGUUGUCUUCUAGAAACCCGUGUUCUGGAAGCCAAUGCCUCCUUAUUGCCCUCUCUUGGUCCUUUGCUUCUAACUAUCUCCACAGCUCUAAUGGGAGAAUUUGGAUUUUUUGGAACCCCUCCUAUCUGACUAUCUCCACUUAAUCCUUCUGUACCCAAGCCAUCCACAUUUCUAUCUCCCAUUAUUCUGGUCCCUUCAUUUACUUUCUCUCAAUCAUUUAUGCUUAUAAUGAGCCGCUCUUAGGCUCCCCCUUUGGUCUGAUCUGCUUUCUUUUGCCCCCCUCACGGGAUCCAAGCCCUGGGCAUUGCGGGAGACUUCAAUGUUACCCACUUCAGUCAUGGGAACCAAGUUCACUUGGCAUAACAGAAGAUCGGACAAUCUUCGGGUGGCUUGUAAGCUUGAUAGGGCCCUUGUCAAUGAAGCUUGGCUUGACUGCUAUCCAUCUUCACAUGCCAGCUUUGGUCUUCCUCGGAUUUCAGACCAUAGUCCCAUCUCCAUCCAUGUUUUCCCUUCCGCUCCUUUGGUCCUAAGCCUUUCAAGUUCUUCGACAUGUGGAUCUCCCACCCGGAUUUCCAAUCUGUAGUCCACAAUGCUUGGAACAUUCCUACUCCCCGCUCCCUUUCCCCUCCCUUGGCCUUCGCCAAAAGAUCAAGAAUGUGAAAGCUACCCUAAAGCUUUAGAAUUCCUUUACAUUUGGGAACAUCUCCUCUCGGUCUCGGGUAGCGUCCUGUCGUGACACUCCACUCCAUUCAAUCUAGGCUCCAGCUUGAUCUCCUCAACCCUAUCCUGGGCCCUCGCUAAGGAGAAAGCUGAUGCUUUUGCUUUUUCUUUGACUCUGGCCCAAGAAGAAAGCCUCCUCCGUCAAAAAGCUUGUACCAAAUGGCUUGCUCUGGGCGACUCUUAUUCUGUCUAUUUCCACUGCUCCCUCAAAGCCAGGAAUAAUGCCAAUACCAUUCCUAAGCUUAUCUUCUCUGGGAUUGAGCUUCAUUCCCCUGACCUCAUUAAGUCGGAAGUCAUCUCUCACUUUCAGAGGCUCUUUUGCCCUCCCCCUACUCCUCCCUCCAUCCCCCCAACCUCCUCAAUAAGUUUGUCCCAGAUGAGAUCCUCCCUUUCCUUCAAUCCAUUCCCAAUGAGGAGGAAAUCCUUUCGGCCAUUCUUUCCCAUAAGGCCAACAAAGCCCCGGGUCCUGAUGGCUUCAGUAUGAGAUUCUUCUCCGCUUGUUGGAACAUCAUUUGUAACGACCUCAUUCUUACGGUGUGUAGUUUCUUUAACCCUAAUCAAAUUAGUGGGAUCAAGCACACAGUCCACACUUUCCUUUGCCUCAUUCCUAAAAAGGAAGGUGUGGUUUCCAUGAAUGACUUCAGAGCCAUUUCUCUUUGCAAUCUCCUUUACAAGUUCGUUGCCAAAAUCCUUGCCAAUAGGAUCCAAAAAGUCAGACUUCCUUGUUAGUCCCAACCAAUCCGCUUUUAUUGCUGGUAGGAGCAUUUCGGAUAACAUUAUCCUCUGCGACGAGAUUGUUCGUAGUUUUGACCACAAGUCUCACUCUCCGGCUGCCCUCCUCAAGAUUGACAUCCAUAAAGCGUUUGACAUGAUUAGUUGGGACUUCAUAUCAAAUGUCCUUCCCGGCCUCUUUCGUUCAUUGGAUCCACACUUGCAUCUCCUCCCCCCCAUUCUCUGUCCUUGUGAAUGGUAGUUCAGCUGGAUAUUUUCCUUUUGGCCGUGGUAUCAGUCAAGGCUGCCCCCUUUCCCCUCUUCUCUUUUCCCUCUCCUUAGAAGUCCUAUCCCGCUCUAUUCAGUCUGCUACAGACCUCCAUCUCAUCUCUCCCAUCCCCAAAUGCAAAUCUCUCCUCUCCCAUUUGGCUUUUGCCAAUGACAUUAUGAUCUUCCCAAGGCUAACACUCUCUCCAUCACCACUAUCAUGGACACCCUCCGCUCCUUUGAGUCUCUCUCUGGCCUCAGCAUCAACCUUCUCAAAUCCAAUAUCUUCCUCGUUGGAGUCUCCCCUGAUGUCUAAGCCAACCUUCUAGGAAUCUCAGGUAUUCUGUUGGGUUACUUGCCUGUUAAAUACCUAGGCCUCCCUCUCAUUUCCUCCAGGCUCUCCUCCCACCAUUGUACCCCUUUACUUGAUCAACUCAGGAAUAAGCUCUAGCUCUGGAAAGGUAAACUCCUCUCCUCUGCCGGUCGUCUUACCCUCAUCAGGUCAGUCCUCCAGUCCAUGUACUUUUACUAGUCUGGUACCUUUGUCCUCCUUGUCUCUGUGAUUAAGUCUAUCGAGGGUCUUCUUUGCUCCUUCCUUUGAAAGGGUUCUGAUUCCUCCAAAUUCCUUUGGCCUCUUAUAUGGAGGAAGGUUUACCUUCCCAAAUCCGAGGGAGGUUUAGGAAUCAGAAGAAUUAAGGAUGCCAAUUCAGUGGGUGUCCUUGAGCUCAUCUGAAAAAUUGUGUCCAAGCACGAGAGUAUGUGGGUCGACUGGAUCCUCUUUGGGUUACCUAAGCAUAACUCCCUUUGGACAGGCCCUUCCAUCCCUGAUGCCUCCUGGAUUUGGAGAAAGAUCAUUGAUCACAGGCCCAUAGCCCUCUGCCAUUUCCUGCUCUAUUGGUAAUGGUCAGUUUAUAUUUCUUUGGAAGGACCCCUGGCACCCUUCGGGCGUCCUGUCUCAUCUGAUAUCUCCCAGAGUCAUCUACUUCUCAGGUCUCCCCACUAAUGCUUUUGUCUCCUCUAUCCUUUCUCCCUCGGGCUGGUCCCCCCACCUCCAGUCCUCCUCUCCUCGAUCUCUGUGCCUCCCUGCCCCCUCUUCCCCCUGGUCAUAGAGGAAGAGAAGAUAAAUGUAGCUAGCUCCCUUCCUCCAAUGGGAUCUUCUCCUCUGCCUCUGCUUGGUCCUUCAUUCAUACCUCUUCCUCCGUUGUUCCGUGACAUAAGUUGGUUUGGUUUAAAGGCCAUAUUCCCCGCCAUAGUUUCACUUUAUGGCGAUGCCUGUCCAAAUGCCUCCCUACCCAAUCCUUUCUUAUCCAUCGCCAUAUUCCCGUCAACCCUUCAUGAUGUCUCUUGUCAUGCCCCAUUCACAUAGAACCAGAGCGGUGACCAGGUUCGCUCCGGGUAAGACUGACCAGGAUCAUCUGAUAUAGUAAUCACAGCACAGCAAGCCACAUAUAAUAUGGAAAUAUAAUAAUGUAAUUCAGCGGAAGUCUUGUCAUAUAUGUACCUGUAAAUUUCUCACUUACUCUUGA
This is a messenger RNA of Macadamia integrifolia, 11969 nucleotides long. RefSeq lists its product as uncharacterized. The transcript has 19 exons. The coding region runs from base 58 to 5130 and encodes 1690 amino acids. Lineage: Eukaryota; Viridiplantae; Streptophyta; Magnoliopsida; Proteales; Proteaceae. Gene Ontology annotation, biological process: protein targeting to vacuole; protein retention in Golgi apparatus. Gene Ontology annotation, cellular component: extrinsic component of membrane. The record is from RefSeq and is a predicted model, not a curated record.